This is a messenger RNA of Rhinopithecus roxellana (golden snub-nosed monkey), 2063 nucleotides long. RefSeq names its product interleukin 6 (gene IL6). The record is from RefSeq and is a predicted model, not a curated record. Lineage: Eukaryota; Metazoa; Chordata; Mammalia; Primates; Cercopithecidae. Bases 93 to 851 code for a protein of 252 amino acids. Gene Ontology annotation, molecular function: cytokine activity; interleukin-6 receptor binding; growth factor activity. Gene Ontology annotation, biological process: positive regulation of cell population proliferation; T-helper 17 cell lineage commitment; immune response. The transcript has 3 exons. Gene Ontology annotation, cellular component: extracellular region.
AAAUAUGAGACUGGAGAUGUCUGAGGCUCAUUCUGCCCUCGAGCCCACCAGGAACGAAAGAGAAGCUCUAUCUGCCCUCCAGGAACCCAGAUAUGAACUCCGUCUCCACAAGUAAGUGCAGGAAAUCCCUAGCCCUGGAACGGCCAGCGGCGGUCGAGCCCUGUGUGAGGGAGGGAUGUGUGGCCCAGCGAGGGCUGGCGGGCGGCCAGCAGCAGAGGCAGGCUCCCAGCUGUGCUGUCAGCUCACGCCGCCGCUCGCUCCCCUCCGGCACAGGCGCCUUCGGUCCAGUUGCCUUCUCCCUGGGGCUGCUCCUGGUGUUGCCUGCUGCCUUCCCUGCCCCAGUACUCCUAGGAGAAGAUUCCAAAGAUGUAGCCGCCCCACACAGCCAGCCACUGACCUCUUCAGAACGAAUUGACAAACACAUUCGGUACAUCCUCGACGGCAUCUCAGCCCUGAGAAAGGAGACAUGUAACAGGAGUAACAUGUGUGAAAGCAGCAAAGAGGCACUGGCAGAAAACAACCUGAACCUUCCAAAGAUGGCUGAAAAAGAUGGAUGCUUCCAAUCUGGAUUCAAUGAGGAGACUUGCCUGGUGAAAAUCAUCACUGGUCUUUUGGAGUUUGAGGUAUACCUAGAGUACCUCCAGAACAGGUUUGAGAGCAGUGAGGAACAAGCCAGAGCUGUGCAGAUGAGUACAAAAGUCCUGAUCCAGUUCCUGCAGAAAAAGGUGAGUGUGUCCUCCUUCCCUCACCUUGGUGUGGGGGAAGACAGGCUCAAAGACAGUGUCCUGGACAACUCAGGGAUGCAAUGCCACUUCCAAAAGAGAAGGCUACAUGUAAACAAAAAAGUCUGAGAAAUAGUUUCUGAUAGUUACUGUUAAAUCUUUUUUUGUUUGGUUGGCUCUCUUCUGCAAAGGACAUCAAUAACUGUAUUUUAAACUGUAUUAACUAAGGUGGAUUUUAACAUCAAUUUUUAAUAGUGCAAGAGAUUAAAAAAAAAAAAGGGCAGAAAGAAGUACAUCCAUCCCCACCCAGUGAUCCACAGAAACAAAGACCAAGGGGCAUAAAAUGAUUUUAAGAUUUUAGUUAUUGCCAAGUGGCAUUCUUCUCAUUGUAGUUGUUUCAACUCUUUUUCCUACCUUUUACCAGAGAGUUAGUUCAGAGAAAUGGUCAGAGAUUCAAGUCUGGAAAGAGGUACCAAGGGCUUUGGCCACCAGUAGCUGGCUAUUCAAACAGCAGGGAGUAAAGAGUUGCUGGCUAGCAUGAGGAGGAGCCAAAGCUCAAUAAGUAAGGGCCUAGAAGGAAACCCUUGGUGCUGAUCCUGCCUCUGCCAUUUAUACUUGUUUGCCUUAAGCCAGGGUUUCUCCUAUGUGAACGUGCAUGGGAAUUCCCUGGGCAUCUUGUUGUGGUGUAGAGUCUGACUUGGCAGGCCUUGGGUGGGUUUCAGGGUCAUAUUUCUAGCAGGCUUAUAUCCCUGGUGAUGCUGCAGAAUUCCAGGACCACACUUGGAGGUUUAAGGCCUUCCAUAAGUUACUUAUCCCAUCUGGUGGGUCUAUGGAAAGGUGAAAGUUUCCCAGUCCUCUUUACACCACCAGACCACUGGUCUUUCAACAGAUCCUAAAGGGAUGGUGAGAGGGAAACUGGAGAAAAAUAUUAGAUUUAGAGGCCACUGAAGAACCCAUAUUAAAAUGCUUUUAAGUAUGGGUUCUUCAUUCAUAUACUAAAUAUGAACUAUGUGCCAGGCAUUAUUUCAUAUGACAGAAUACAAACAAAUAAGAUAGUGAUGUUGGUCAGGCUUGGUGGUUCAUGCCUGUAUUCCCUAAACUUUGGGAGCCUAAGGUGAGAACUCCUUGAACUCCUAAGGCCAGGAGUUCAAGACUAGCCUGGACAACAAAGCGAGACCCCAUCACUACAAAAACACAAAACCAAACAAAGAAAAAGAUAGUGGUGCUUUCCUCAGGAUGUUUGUGGUCUAAUGGGAGACAGAACAGCAAAGGGAUGAUUAGAAGUUAGUUGCUGUGAGCCAGGCACAGUGCUGAUAUAAUCCCAGCACUUUGGGAGGCUGA